This is a messenger RNA of Diceros bicornis minor, 2186 nucleotides long. RefSeq names its product 5'-3' exoribonuclease 2-like. The record is from RefSeq and is a predicted model, not a curated record. NCBI's taxonomy places the organism in Eukaryota, Metazoa, Chordata, Mammalia, Perissodactyla, Rhinocerotidae. Gene Ontology annotation, molecular function: 5'-3' RNA exonuclease activity; RNA binding. The transcript is spliced from 22 exons. Gene Ontology annotation, cellular component: nucleus. Gene Ontology annotation, biological process: nuclear-transcribed mRNA catabolic process.
UCCCGCCUGUCUGUCUGGUUACGUUCGUCGAGGGCCGCGCCGCUGCUAUGGGAGGCCCGGCUUUCUCUCGCUGGCUCAGCCGCAAGUCCCCGUCCAUCAUUGUCGACUGCGUGGAAGAGAAGCCAAAAUAAUGCAAUGGUGUAAAGAUUCCUGUUGAUGCCAGUAAACCUAAUCCAAAUGACGUGGAGUUUGGUAAUCUGUAUUUGGAUAUGAAUGGAAUCAUCCAUCCCUGUACUCAUCCUGAAGACAAACCGGCACCAAAAAACGAAGAUGAAAUGAUGGUUGCAAUUUUUGAAUACAUUGACAGACUUUUCAAUAUAGUAAGACCAAGAUGACUUCUCUACAUGGCAAUAGAUGGAGUGGAACCACGUGCUAAAAUGAACCAGCAGCGUUCGAGGAGGUUCAGAGCAUCAAAGGAAGGAAUGGAAGCAGCAGUAGAGAAGCAGCGAGUCAGGGAAGAAAUACUGGCAAAAGGUGGCUUUCUUCCUCCAGAAGAAAUAAAAGAAAGAUUUGACAGCAACUGUAUUACACCAGGAACCGAGUUCAUGGACCAUCUUGCUAAAUGCCUUCGCUAUUACAUAGCUGAUCGUUUAAAUAAUGAUCCUGGGUGGAAAAAUUUGACAGUUAUUUUAUCUGAUGCUAGUGCUCCUGGUGAAGGAGAACAUAAAAUUAUAGAUUACAUUAGAAGACAAAGAGCUCAGCCUAACCAUGACCCAAACACUCAUCAUUGCUUAUGUGGAGCAGAUGCUGAUCUCAUUAUGCUCGGCCUUGCUACAUAUGAACCCAACUUUACCAUUAUUAGAGAAGAAUUCAAACCAAACAAACCCAAGCCAUGUGCUCUUUGUAAUCAGUUUGGACAUGAAGUUAAGGACUGUGAAGGUUUGCCAAGAGAAAAGAAGGGAAAGCACGAUGAACUUGCAGAUAGUCUUCCUUGUGCAGAAGGAGAGUUUAUCUUCCUUCGUCUUAAUGUUCUUCGUGAGUAUUUGGAAAGAGAGCUCACCAUGGCCAGCCUACCGUUCACAUUUGAUGUCGAGAGGAGCACUGAUGACUGGGUCUUCAUGUGCUUCUUUGUGGGAAAUGACUUCCUUCCUCACCUGCCGUCGUUAGAGAUUCGGGAAGGUGCAAUUGACCGUUUGGUUAACAUAUACAAAAAUGUGGUUCACAAAACUGGGGGUUACCUUACAGAAAGUGGUUAUGUCAGUCUGCAAAGAGUACAGAUGAUCAUGUUAGCAGUUGGUGAAGUUGAGGAUAGCAUUUUUAAAAAGAGAAAGGAUGAUGAGGACAGUUUUAGAAGACGACAGAAAGAAAAGAGAAAGAAUGAAGGUGAAGAUCAACCAGCUUUCACUCCUGGUGGAAUAUUAACCCCUCAUGCCUCGGGUUCAAGAAAUUCACCAGGUUCUCAAGUAGCCAGUAAUCCGAGACAAGCAGCCUAUGAAAUGAGGAUGCAGAAUAAUUCUAGUCCUUCACUAUCUCGUAAUACGAGUUUCACGUCUGAUGGCCCGUCUCCGAUAGGAGGAAUUAAGCGAAAAGCAGAAGACAGUGACAGUGAACCUGAACCAGAGGAUAACGUCAGGCUUUGGGAAGCUGGUUGGAAGCAGCGGUACUACAAGAACAAAUUUGACGUUGAUGCAGCUAAUGACAAAUUCUGUCGUAAAGUUGUACAGUAUUACGUUGAAGGGCUCUGCUGGGUUCUUUGAUAUUAUUACCAGGGCUGUGCUUCCUGGAAGUGGUAUUAUCCAUUUCAUUGUGCACCAUUUGCUGCAGACUUUGAAGGUAUUGCAGACAUGCCUUCUGAUUUUGAGAAGGGUACUAAACCGUUUAAACCACUGGAACAACUUAUGGGAGUUUUUCCAGCUGCAAGUGGUAACUUCCUGCCUCCAUCGUGGCGGAAGCUCAUGAGUGAUCCUGAUUCUAGUAUAAUUGACUUCUACCCUGAAGAUUUUGCUGUUGAUUUAAAUGGGAAGAAAUAUGCCUGGCAAGGUGUUGCUCUGUUGCCGUUCGUGGAUGAGCGAAGGCUGCGAGCUGCCCUAGAAGAGGUAUACCCAGACCUCACUCCAGAAGAGACUAGAAGAAAUAGUCUUGGAGGCGAUGUCUUAUUUGUGGGGAAACAUCACCCACUGCACGACUUCGUUUUAGAGCUGUAUCAGACAGGUUCCACAGAGAUAUGGUCUUUUUUGCCAUCAUGA